Oncorhynchus gorbuscha (pink salmon) is the source of this 1449-nucleotide messenger RNA. RefSeq names its product ankyrin repeat and zinc finger domain-containing protein 1-like. Lineage: Eukaryota; Metazoa; Chordata; Actinopteri; Salmoniformes; Salmonidae. Bases 148 to 1449 code for a protein of 433 amino acids. The record is from RefSeq and is a predicted model, not a curated record. The transcript is spliced from 9 exons.
UUCGGACCGCCAUUAUAUCAUAGAAGAAGUUGCUCAAUCUGUCAGCCAAAUAGUGUAGGUAGAGCGCUAUCAAACUGGUAACUAUAGAAUUUGUCUUUAUUCAACAUCGACAAGACGUGGAAUCAAUUUGAUGCUCCGGAGUCCACAAUGACCGCAGGUCCAGAACACCGCUCCGUGUUUGAGUACUGUCUUCAAGACUCUGCUCUACAGGAGGUCAGAGAAGUUACCAGUGUUCAUGAGCCUCCUGAACACAGUCAUGGAGUGACUGUGUGCCCCAAGGAGGAUCUCCAGGAUGAUAAACAGCCAGAGAGCAGCCUGGGUAGAGAUGUGUCUGACAGGAUGGUGUGCUCGGCCUGCCAGUGCCCCUUCGACACCCGGGAGGAGCAGAUGGAGCACUACAAGCUUGACUGGCACCGUUUCAACCUGAGGCAGAGACCAUCUGGUAAAACCCCAGCCACAGUGGAGGAGUUUGAGAGGAAGACCGGUGGAGGAGACAUGUCUAGCAUCUCAGGUUCUGACUCGGAGGACGAGGAACCAGACAGUGACUGGGCUGUGGAGAACACAGAGGCUGCUCCUCUACAGAAGGACCACGGUGUUCUAGAAGCGGAAUCCUUCCGUCGCCUCUCCAACCGGGUCGUGUUCCAGAACUCUCAGGGGCAGUACCUGGCUGUCUACCGCUGUGUUCUGCAGAGCAAGUCUGCCAUAGAGGAAGACCUGGUGGCCUCUCUACAAAGUCUCAGUAACAAGACUACGUGGGUCAUUCUGAUGGCAGGUGGUGGACACUUCGCUGGAGCCGUGUUUCAAGGGAGAGAGGUGUUGCAGCACAAGACGUUCCAUCGGUACACUGUAAGGGCCAAACGGGGGACAGCCCAGGGUCUGAGAGAUGCUAAGAACAGCAGUCAUGCUCCUAAAUCAGCCGGAGCUGCCCUGAGGCGAUACAACGAAUCUGCGCUCGUCAAGGAGAUCCAGGACUUACUGGAGAGCUGGUCUGACCACCUGACUGACGCCAGUGCCAUCUUCCUGCGGGCGCCCAGCCAUAAUAAAACCCUGUUCUUGGGGGGUAAAGCGGCUCCGCUGGUCAAGAAGGACCCUCGGAUCAGAACACUGCCCUUCCCCACACGCAGAGCCACCUUCAGAGAGAUAAAGAGAGUACACGAUGUCCUCUCCACGCUAAAUAUAUAUGGUAAAGACACUGACAUCUCCGACAUCCUGAGUCCCUCUAACAAAGUGUGGAAGAAGGCACGUACACCUGUGGCUCAGCCAGAACCUUCCUUAGGAGACAACAGCACCCCUAGGAGACAACAGCACCCUCUAGUGGAGGAGGAGGAGAGUUCAGGAGAGGAGCUGGAGACGGUGGAGGUGACUCUGGGAACUCUGGACCUCCGGGAGCAUGAGAUCUACCCUGCCAGGAGGAAGAAGAGGAGACGACAGGACAGAGGACAGAGGUGA